Molecule: messenger RNA, 1842 nt
Organism: Lachancea fermentati
Lineage: Eukaryota; Fungi; Ascomycota; Saccharomycetes; Saccharomycetales; Saccharomycetaceae
Source: the annotation of a GenBank genome assembly
AUGGACAAAGCCAAUUCUGAAUGGGCAAAGGAUAUUCCUUGUAAGAAUAUAACAAUAUAUGGCUUCUGCAAAUAUGAAAAUGAUGGCUGCAUUUUCAAUCAUGGCGCGAAGAAACAGGCGGUACCAAACGCUCCUGUUGCGAAGUUCAAUGCGAAAACGGCAUCAACAUUCACUCCACUCAAAUCGGUGACAUCUGAGUCAAGCCUUCAUCUAGGUUCUACUGAUAACUUGUCAGUAGGCCAUUCUCCGUUAGUAACGGAAGCUCAUACCGUUACUGCAGGGAGCCUGAAGGCAUCAGCAAAUACGCCAAGUUACAACCCAUAUGCUGCACACUUCACACCAAGUGCUUCGGCAGGAUCCGCAAAUUCGACAUCUUCCGGUAAUAACUUUAAUCCUUAUUCUACACCGGUACCACUAUCGGGCACUCCCGAGGUUUCAGCACAAGCGGCUUCCACAACAAGCUUUGUACAAAACACACCUGCUCAAUUUGCUCUCAAUACUAACAGAUCAGCAUAUAACUUUCCGACGAUAUAUCCCCCCAGUCAUUCCAUACUACAGUAUCAUCUCUAUGCUCCCGACCCACCUUUGCAUCUGAAAGUUCCUCUAAAGCCGAAUGAACGUACCCCUGAGUCUCUUUUCAUUCCUAAUAACCUUAGGGAGGAACUUCUUAAAAGAAAUCAGUCCUUGCUGCAGGUAUUUCCGGCUGGUGGUAAUCUUCCUGAAAUUGUGGGCGACUAUUUCGGUCUCGUACCUCUAGAGUUUCACAAUCGAGUAUCUCACAGGGAUAGUUAUCGGGGUCAUCAGAAUUCCAUUUACAAGGUCUUUUCGAAUUUUGAUGGUAAAAUUUACAUUAUGAGAAGAAUUCACGACGUGAAAGUUACAGAUCCUGUUCAAAUCUCCAAGCCGUAUCAAUUAUGGCAAAAUGUCUCCUGCUCAAACGUUGUGAAGUUAAAGGAUGCGUUCAUUACAGGAUCUUUUGGAGACUCUUCGUUAUGUGUUGUUCAUGAGUUUUUUCCGUUGUCAAGUUCCCUGUAUGAAGGUCAUUUUGUAAGCUUCAAUUUGUCCCCCAUUACUCAAGACGUACUUUGGUCAUACCUUGUUCAGCUGUGUAAUGCAAUUCAAGAAGUUCAUUCCAUUGGGUUAGCACUAAACAACUUGUGCCUGGACAAAGUUAUUAUAACCGGAAAUCCAGGUAGGAUAAAAGUUGGAGACUGUUGUGUCUUUGACAUUUUGCAUUUCCAGGAAGACUUGGACCUUGUUCAGCAACAGCAGCAAGAUUUCUUUGACUUGGGUACUGUUUUAUGCGAACUUGCAAUGAAAAUGACAGGUAGUGCGGACGAAAAUAUUGAAGCAUUGGCAAUUGAUGACGAUUUUAAAGACGUUUUACGGUACUUGUUAGACAAGAAGAACAUCAAAACACUCAAGGAAUUGAUGUCUCUCUUUUCGCAUAAGGUUCUAAGUUUGAUAAGCUCUUUUCAGACUUUUUCUGAAUACGCCGAAUCAAUCUUGGCAAAAGAAUUGGAAAACAGUCGUUUAUUCAGACUGAUGUGUAAAUUAAACUUCAUCUUCGGGAGAUUAGAGUCUCGAGUCGAUAUCAACUGGUCCGAAUCAGGAGAUAAGUUCCCAAUCAUUCUAUUCUAUGAUUACGUUUUUCACCAAGUUGAUGAGACUGGAAAGCCUAUAAUGGAUUUGACUCACGUUUUAAGAUGCUUGAAUAAGCUUGACGCCGGAGUAGCUGAAAAAAUAAUGUUGGUUACACCCGAUGAAAUGAAUUGUAUUAUUAUCUCCUACAAAGAACUAAAGGAUCUCAUAGAUUCUACAUUCAGGUCGAUGGUUCACUGA